This is a messenger RNA of Rhineura floridana, 6553 nucleotides long. RefSeq names its product ribosomal protein S6 kinase A4 (gene RPS6KA4). The transcript is spliced from 17 exons. Bases 375 to 2693 code for a protein of 772 amino acids. Gene Ontology annotation, biological process: protein phosphorylation; regulation of DNA-templated transcription; intracellular signal transduction. NCBI's taxonomy places the organism in Eukaryota, Metazoa, Chordata, Lepidosauria, Squamata, Rhineuridae. Gene Ontology annotation, molecular function: magnesium ion binding; protein serine/threonine kinase activity; ATP binding. The record is from RefSeq and is a predicted model, not a curated record.
AGCAGCAGCAGCAGCAGCUGUCCCUGGGAUUGGCGGCGAGGCGCCCCGCAGGAAGUCUAGCGUGGCGUGCGUGUGUUUUGCGGCGGGGGGGGGAGAGAGAGAGAGGACUCCGGGCAAGGGGCUGACAAGGAGCGGCGGCGGCCGAGCAGGAAGGGGGUCCCCGCCGUCCCUCUCCGGGGCGGGUCCCCUCAUUUCCCUUUGCUUUUCUCUCCUCCUCUCUGGCUUGCUGGCUGUCACAUUCCUGCCGCUUGAGUCAGGCCUGGAGGCGGCGGAGGCAGCGGCGGCGGCGGGCUGCACCAGGAAGCGCAGGGCCGGCCGCACCAUGUAACCAAAGCGGAGGAAGGAAGGGAGCGAGGGAAGCCGCCGGCCUGGCCAUGGAGGACGGCGGAGCCGAGGAGGAGAUGGUGGAGCUGCCUCUCACCGACGCAAACUUGACAGGCCAUGAGGAGAAAGUUGGCAUGGAGAAUUUCGAACUACUCAAGGUCCUGGGCACCGGAGCGUACGGAAAAGUGUUCCUGGUCCGCAAGCUCAGCGGUCACGACGUCAGCAAACUGUAUGCGAUGAAGGUGCUGCGCAAAGCGGCCAUUGUGGCCAAGGCCAAGACGACAGAGCACACACGCACCGAGCGGAUGGUUCUGGAACAUGUGCGCCAGUCGCCCUUCCUUGUGACGCUCCACUAUGCCUUCCAAACGGACUCCAAGCUUCACCUUAUCCUAGACUACGUGAGUGGUGGGGAGCUGUUCACCCACUUGUACCAACGGGACCACUUCUCUGAGGAUGAGGUGUGGUUUUACAGUGGGGAGAUCAUUUUGGCACUUGAACACCUGCAUAAGCUUGGCAUCAUCUACCGUGACGUGAAGCUGGAGAACAUCUUACUGGACAACGAGGGACAUGUGGUGCUCACGGACUUUGGGCUGAGCAAGGAAUUUGUGACUGAGGAUAAAGAACGGACCUUCUCCUUUUGCGGCACCAUAGAAUACAUGGCCCCAGAGAUUGUACGCAGCAAAAGCGGACAUGGCAAGUCCGUGGACUGGUGGAGCUUGGGUAUCCUGAUGUUUGAGCUCCUAACAGGCGCCUCGCCCUUCACACUGGAGGGGGAAAAAAACUCGCAGGCCGAGGUGUCCAGGCGGAUCCUGAAAUGCAACCCUCCAUUCCCAUCGCUCAUUGGCCCCGUGGCUCGUGACUUACUCCAGAAGCUGUUGUGUAAGGACCCGAAGAAGCGCCUGGGCUCAGGGCCCACCGGGGCACAGGAGAUCAAAGAGCAUCCCUUUUUCAAGGGCCUGGACUGGACGGAGCUUGCGGCACGCCAGGUGAAGCCCCCCUUCAAGCCCCUCAUCCGGAGCGAGCUGGAUGUGCGAAACUUUGCUGAGGAAUUCACCAGCUUGGAGCCCAUCUACUCUCCUGCUGGGACUCCUCCGAGCCUCGAACGCGUCUUCCAGGGAUAUUCCUUCAUCGCUCCUUCCAUCCUCUUCAACCGCAACGCUGUGACAGCUGAUGUCCUUGGGGCUGGGCCAGAUGGGGAGCGCCCGGGAAGUGCCGCUGUGGCCCGCAGUGCAAUGAUGAAGGAUUCUUCAUUCUUCCAACAGUAUGAGAUGGACUUGAAAGAGCCGCCGCUGGGUGAGGGCAGCUUCUCCCUGUGCCGCCGCUGCCGGCAACGCCAAACCGGAGCAGAAUUUGCCGUCAAGAUCAUCAGCAAAAGGAUGGAAGUGAACACUCAGCGCGAAGUAGCAGCCCUGCAGAUCUGUGAAGCCCACCCAAACAUCGUCAAGGUGCACGAUGUCCAUCAUGACCAGUACCACACGUAUCUGGUGAUGGAAUUGCUCCGAGGUGGGGAACUCCUUGACCGCAUCAAGAAGAAGCAGCACUUUAGCGAGUCGGAAGCCAGCCAGAUCAUGCGCAGCCUAGUUUCUGCCAUCAGCUUCAUGCACGACGCCGGGGUGGUACACCGCGACCUCAAGCCUGAGAAUAUCCUGUACGCGGAUGAGUCGGAGGGCGCUCCUGUGAAGGUGAUUGACUUCGGCUUUGCCCGCCUGCGCCCCCAGAACUCGCAGCCCAUGCAGACGCCCUGCUUCACCCUGCAGUACGCCGCACCUGAACUCUUGCAGGAUGGGGGCUAUGACGAGUCUUGUGACCUCUGGAGCCUGGGAGUUAUCUUGUACACCAUGCUUUCUGGGCAGGUCCCCUUCCACAGCAGCCAGGAAGGGAGCGCAGCGAACCACGCAGCUGAGAUCAUGCACAAAAUCAGAGAGGGGCAGUUCUCCCUGGAGGGCGAAGCCUGGAAGAAUGUGUCUGAAGAGGCAAAGGAGCUGGUUAGAGGCCUCCUCACAGUGGACCCAGCCAAGCGGCUGAAGAUGUCGAGCUUGCGCUACAGCGAGUGGCUCCAAGAUGGCAGUGCCCUCUCUUCCACACCCCUCAUGACUCCAGACAUUCUGGAGAGCUCAGGGCCCGCCGUGCGAACGGGUGUCAACGUUGCCUUUAUGGCCUUUAACAAGGGCAAGCGCGAAGGCUUUUUCCUGAAGAGUGUCGAACACGCCCCUCUCGCCAAGCGGCGCAAGCUGAAGAUGUCCAGCACUGGGGCCGAAGCCCGCCGCAGCAGCAGCUCCUCCUCUUCCUCCUCGGGCUGUUCCUCGGGCGCCUCUUCUCGCCCCCACAAAGCCAAGGUUCCCACAAGUCGCCAUGACCCCCCCUCGUAGCACCCGGGUGAGGGGGGGUGCACCAACGGGCAGGAGGGAAGGGGGUAUUUAUUGUCUAUGUUGCUGUUGGGGGAGGAAGCCACCUCCCUCCAUCCCCCCAAUUCCACCCCCCAACUCCCCAUAUGAUGUGGUAUCUCCAUUCGCGAUGGGCUCCGUUUUGUUGUUCAAAGUGGCUGAUGUCUUUUCGGAGGGAAUCCCUGGGUCUGUAGGCAAAGGCUCCCCCACCCCCGGAGAAUGGCUCCUUAAGCUUCUGCAGGCCAGCCCUGCUUGCUGUGGGGAGAACAAGGAGAUGACCAGAAGGAAGUCUGUAGGGAGGUCCUGCACCUUUGAAAAUGACACAUCUGUGUCCGUUUCUGAUGGUUCAGGGCCUGCUGCCCCAUUGCAUGGGAGUGGCCAGGAGAGGUUUCGUUUCUGUUUGGUUUUAUGUUGAUCAGGUUGAGGUAAUGUGGGUCACUGCCUCUCCUCCCCCCCCCCCCAAGCACAAGAGGGCUGGUCCCUUUUCCUGAGCUGAUUUAAGGUUGGGGGUUACAAAUGAGCUAUUUAAGAGGUGCCCAGUGGAGAAACAGCUGGCUUGAAGGAAGGGAGUUGUUUUCAUUAAUUUUAUUAUCGUUUUUAUCAGCAGCAGGGCAUGGGUGUGCAUACCUGGAGCCCACAGCCACAUAAUGGGGUGUGUGUGCGAACAUCUUCUCCUGUGAACACCACUUAAAAAGAUUAAAGAACAACAACUUGCUCUUCUGUUUCUGACACAAACAGAGAGUGAGUGUGUUGGGGGGGAAACUUCAACCUUAAUGUCUGCACCUAGAGCAGAACGGGCAUGGGAAUGUAUCUAAUGUUAGCUAUACUCGGAGUAGACCCACUAAAAUGAAUGGGCAAGACCGGCUUGGGUACAUUCAUUUCAGUGGGUCUACCGAGUAGGCGUUCUUGAGCUAUAAACCAUAGGCAGAGGGCCAGGUUAAAAGUUGGCAAAACUCAAACCUCAGUGCAGGGAAUAAGGGCUGUACAUUGCAGGGAGGUGAGGGGAAAGGGACAUUGUCACUCACCACUUUAUUUCAUAUAGGAUGCACCAUUUUGCCCCCAUGUUUGGGGGGGAAGGGUUAAUAAGCCAAAUAGGAACCUCUGCAGGAAAGGGGUGGGGAGAGUGGAUGUCUGCUGAGGGAUGCCCCCAAAUCUUGAUUAAUAUGGGGCAAAUGAUCUUUGCCUGAUGGCGCAGGAGAAGCUACUCUGCUGGGAGAAUUUAUAUAAUAAAGCUCAGGCACUUCAGGAAACAAAAUGGGCUGAGUGGGUGGGAAUGUCGAGGGGGAGGGAGAGAAUAUAUUUUUAGAGAGAGAGAGAGAGAGAGAAAUUUCUGUAUGUUUUUUAAAAAAUAUAUUGAAGGCGAGCGGGGCAGAGUUUGUGUGAUAAUACACUUGAAUUUAUUAGGGGGAAGCAUUUCCUCAACUUCAGAGAUCCGUCCCCUCUCCCAGCUCACUUAAGAGGUGACAAGGUAAAAUGUAGAAAGAUAGGGAAGGAACUUGGGUCACAUUCAUAAAAUAAGAAUCUGGUAACGGACCUCUUUACAGGGUUUCAACUGCACCUAGAACUAGUUUGCCUAAAACCAGUUAUUUCCCACUUACACAACACACACGAAGUUUUGAAUUUUGCUCAAUUCUAAUUUGAGCACAGGAUCCUGAUUCCAUUAACUUUGGUAGAACCAUUAAAAUAAACAGCAAACUUUAUUGUAGUCAUCAAGAUUUAAAGUUUGCAUAGAAAUCCCAUUUCCAAAAUUCAGAUUUAUUUUUUGACUGCCAAGACCCCAGACCAUCUAUAACUGUCAAACUGAAUGUGAAUCUCAUAUCACAAUGUUAGUAUGUUAUGUUUAACCCCAUUUUGCUUAACUAUUGUUGCAGAAAGGUUGUGUUCAAAUUUGGUUGAAGUCCAAGCUUACUUCUUAAAAACAACACACAUGUUAAUAGAGCGGCUUGGAGAUUCUAAUUAUCUAGCAUUUGUUAGGCAAUCUGAUUUAAGGUGGAAUACCGAAACCCGAGAUCAUCCAAUGAAGCAGAAUUGCUGGGAGAUUCAGGAGAGAAAAGGUACAAAUUGUUCAUGCAUAGUGAACUAUGGAAUUUGCUUCCACAAGCGGUGUUGAUGUCCACCAACUGGGUGGCUUUAAGGGUCUAGACAAAUUCAUGGAGGAGAAGGCUAUCAAUGGCUGCUAGCCACAAUGGCUAGGUUCUCCCCCCGCUGUUGGAGGCAACAGCCUCUGAAUACCAGUUGCUGGGAAUCUUGAGUGGGGAGAGUUGCUCUUGCGCUCAGAUCCUGCUUUGUGGGCUUCCCAUAAUGGGCAUCCAGUUGGCCACUGUGAGAACAGGAUGCUGGACUAGACGGGCCAUUGGCCUGAUCAGGAAGGGCUUGUUGUUAAAAAUAAUCUAUUAAUGCAUAAUUAUGUGAAGGUAUUGAGACUCAUUUUAUGGAGGGACAAUUCUAGUGUGUUAUUAUUAGUGAAUGAAAGAAUAGAGCAGUAUUUGUAUGUUUGUGUCUGGAUUAUUUAAUCUGGAAUAAAAAUGUUCUUGUGUUUUUUAAAAAAAAGCUCUGGAAAAAGGGCUUGAAAGGGAUAUUUAGGUUUAGCCUGCAAUUCUAUACAUAACCUAGAAGCAAGCCUCAAGACUUACUUCUGAGUAGACAUAGAUAGGAUUGUAUUGUUAGUCACUUUAAAGGGAAGUGCAAUUGGAGACAACUGCCUGGAAACUUUGAAGACAGAGAGGGAAAGGACAGGCCCCUCCCUCCUCCACCUCCAAAAAGUGGAAAUUUUGGGAAUCGUAUUUAAUUGACUAACAUUAUCAACUCAACCCAGUUUAAAUGUGUAGUGUAGUCAGCCUCCUAAUCAGCUUGAAUUGCUCUCUGUAAUCACCUACCAUCCUCAACAGCCAAAGAACCCCCCUCCCCCCAUUUACAGUAUAGCUAAUCUAGCUUCAGUGUUAGAAUAUACAAGUCUUCACCUUAUGGAAAAAAUAUUUCACCAAAUGCUUUCUUUUCCACAUUUCACAAAAUUUCCGUUUCCCCCCUUUUAACUAUCUAGAGGGGCAGGAGAGUGAAAUUUCCCCCCCUCCAAGAUUAAUGGGGUUUCCUUGGCAGCUCCCCAAUACUUCUUGCUGAUUUAAGGGAAAUGGACUAAGGAAGAGUGUGUGCUUUGGUCUAAAUAUUUGGGGGGGGUCCCAAAGCAGCUGUUCUGCCCCCAAGGGAGACAGACAUCCUUGUACAUUUGGGAGAGUGGGAGCUCAGCUUGGUCCCGCCGUCUUCAUUCUUGUGUCCAUCCGCUAGGGGUGAACAGAUCGGUGGUAAUGGGCAUGGCUGUGCUACUUAUACCUAUUUAAACCAGCAAACUUGUUUUAAGUCGACUCUUACAGCUAAGGAACUCUUAGAAAAACUGUAAAGAGAUCUUGAACAAGAUACACUCAGCACCCUUAACCAAAACUACAUUUCCCCUUUUGGGGAUGGCAUGACAGUUACUCCUAUUUGAAACUCAAGUUUUAAAUGUGUAGCAGAGAUGCUUACUGACGGCGUCUUGCCAGCUGCUCCCCCUCAGUCAUGUUUUUUUGUUUUGCACUUGGCAGCUGUUUUCAUUUGGGGAGCGAGGGGGCUCCCCUUCCUUGGGGCAACUGGGUAUAUGUGGGUGUGUUUCUACGUGUGUGUGGAUGUCUUAACUGCCAUAUCCCCCCCCCACCUCACUCUGCAUUGAAGAGAUGGUGGAGGAUUGGGGUGGGGUGUAUUCUGAAGUCCUUCUCUAAGCAGCACAAAAGGCCAAGAACCAGCCAUCGGGGCAUCUCGUCCAUGCAACCAAAUCAUGUGUAUUUUUUAUUUGAAAAUAAAAAACCGCCUCUGAA